This is a messenger RNA of Thecamonas trahens ATCC 50062, 1521 nucleotides long. Its product is annotated as ATP synthase subunit beta, mitochondrial. The coding region runs from base 1 to 1521 and encodes 506 amino acids. Gene Ontology annotation, molecular function: ATP hydrolysis activity; proton-transporting ATP synthase activity, rotational mechanism; ATP binding. NCBI's taxonomy places the organism in Eukaryota, Apusomonadida, Apusomonadidae. The record is from RefSeq and is a predicted model, not a curated record. Gene Ontology annotation, biological process: proton motive force-driven mitochondrial ATP synthesis; proton transmembrane transport. The transcript has 2 exons.
AUGUUUGCUCUGGGUGGAGCGCUGCGCGCGAACGCUGUGAAGAUGGGCUCGGCGGCCCUGCCGCUGUUUGCCCGCGGGAUGGCCGCCAAGGCUGCGGACACCGGAUCGCUCGGUACGGUGACGCAGGUCAUUGGUGCCGUCGUCGACGUCAAGUUUGAGGACGGCGAGCUGCCGGCUAUCCUCAACGCGCUUGAGGUUCAGGACCACGACAUCCGUCUUGUGCUCGAGGUUGCCCAGCAUCUGGGUGAGAACACCGUGCGGACGAUUGCCAUGGACGCCACCGAGGGUCUCACGCGUAACGCGCGUGUUCUCGACACCGGUGCGCCGAUCCAGGUGCCUGUGGGCUCUGGCACGCUCGGCCGGAUCAUGAACGUCAUCGGCGAGCCGAUUGACGAGCGUGGCCCGAUCAAGUCGGACAAGGUGAUGCCGAUUCACUGCGAGCCGCCGGCAUACGUGGAGCAGUCGACCAAGGCCGAGAUUCUCGAGACGGGGAUCAAGGUUGUCGACCUCCUUGCGCCGUACGCCAAGGGUGGUAAGAUUGGCCUCUUCGGUGGUGCCGGUGUCGGUAAGACCGUGCUCAUCAUGGAGCUGAUCAACAACGUGGCCCAGGGCCACGGUGGUUUCUCGGUCUUCGCCGGUGUCGGCGAGCGCUCGCGUGAGGGCAACGACCUCUACCACGAGAUGAUCGAGUCUGGCGUCAUCCAGCUCGACACUGACGACUCGAAGGCCGCUCUGGUCUACGGUCAGAUGAACGAGCCGCCUGGGGCGCGUGCCCGUGUUGCUCUCACCGGGCUCACGGUCGCCGAGUCGUUCCGUGACGAGGGCCAGGAUGUCCUCCUCUUUGUGGACAACAUUUUCCGGUUCACCCAGGCCGGUUCGGAGGUGUCUGCCCUUCUCGGCCGCAUUCCGUCUGCUGUCGGUUACCAGCCGACGCUCGCGACGGACAUGGGUGCCAUGCAGGAGCGCAUUACCACCACCCGCCAGGGUUCGAUUACCUCGGUGCAGGCCAUUUACGUGCCGGCUGAUGAUCUUACCGAUCCGGCCCCCGCCACCACCUUUGCGCAUCUUGACGCCAAGACCGUGCUCUCGCGUAACAUUGCCGAGCUGGGCAUCUACCCCGCUGUGGACCCGCUUGACUCGUCGUCGCGUAUGCUCGACCCGCGCAUUGUCGGCCAGGAGCACUACAACGUCUCGCGUGCCGUCCAGAAGGUUCUCCAGGACUACAAGUCGCUCCAGGACAUCAUUGCCAUUCUCGGCAUGGACGAGCUCUCGGAGGAGGACAAGCUUGUGGUCUCGCGCGCCCGUAAGAUCGAGCGCUUCCUCUCGCAGCCGUUCCAGGUCGCCGAGCCGUUCACCAACAUGCCCGGCCGCCGCGUCGAGCUUGCCAAGACCAUCGAGUCGUUCAAGGAGAUCCUCUCUGGCGAGCUUGAUGACCUCCCCAACAACGCCUUCUACAUGGUCGGCGACAUCGACGAGGUCAAGGAGAACGCCCGCAAGAUGGCUGCCAACGUCAAGGCCUAA